This is a messenger RNA of Camellia sinensis, 1530 nucleotides long. NCBI's taxonomy places the organism in Eukaryota, Viridiplantae, Streptophyta, Magnoliopsida, Ericales, Theaceae. The record is from RefSeq and is a predicted model, not a curated record.
AUGAGUGUUUUUAGUGAGGAGCCUUAUUCAGAACAAACAAUCCUACUCAGACUCAAGCGACACUGGUCCAAUCCACCCUCCAUCAACCACUGGACACCAUCACCACCAAACUCCAACUCCUCCAUCCACUGUAAUUGGCCUGAGAUCACCUGCUCCAAUGGCUCCGUCACCGGACUUUCCCUCAUCGACAAAACCAUCACCGGACCAAUCCCAACGUUCAUUUGUGACCUCAAAAACCUCACCGCUAUUGAUCUCCAGAACAAUUACAUCCCCGGACCCUUCCCUACGGCUCUCUACAACUGUACCAAGCUUGAACAUUUGGACCUCUCCCAAAACUUGUUCGUGGGCUGCAUUCCAGGCGAUGUCGACCGGUUGUCGACUCAUCUCCAGACCUUCAAUCUCAGCGCCAACAACUUCACCUGCGAAAUCUCAACUGGGUUGUCUUCUUGGAAGAAUUUAACAGUGUUCAGUGCAAGUAACAACCUCUUUGUUGGUACAAUUCCCCAAGAAUUGACAACAUUUUCUCAAUUGACAGCUCUGCCACCCGAUGGGAAUCUAUUUUCCGGUCAUCUUCCAUCAGAUAUUGUCUCGUGGAAGUCGCUGACCACUCUGAAUCUCAGUCGAAACCAACUCUGGGGUUCAGUUUCUGCCAAACUUGGUUCUUUACCAAGCCUCACUGUUUUGGACUUGUCAAGGAAUGAGUUCUUAGGUCAAAUUCCAACUCAGAUUGGCCAUUUGAAGCUAACUUCCCUCAAUUUGUCUUCCAACUGUCUCACUGGAAGAAUCCCAGCUGAGUUUGAAAAUACUUUUUCCGACGGCAGCUUCUUAAACAACACCGGUCUUUGUGCAAGCAAUCCAUCACUCGGCCCUGAGAUCUGCUCUUCUAGAUUUGAAAACUCGAGCAAAAUAUCCUCCGGGCUCCUCGCUAUAAUCGUAGUUAUAGCAACAGUCUUACUCGCAUCAGCUACACUACUCACAUUCUUCCUAAUUAAAACUUGCUGGAAAAAGGAACAUGAAUCGGAUUCCAAGUUUGAGCUCACUUACUAUCAGAAGUUGAAUUCGAGUUUCAAAGAGUCAGACAUUUUGUCAAAUUUGACUGAAAAUAAUGUGAUCGGAAGUGGUGGGUCGGGAAAAGUAUAUCGUGUUGAGUUGAACUGUUCAAGUGAAAUUGUAGCAGUUAAGAGGAUUCAGAAUAUCAAGAAGUUGGAUCAAAAUGUCGAGAAGCAAUUCCUAGCAGAAGUUGAGAUAUUGGGCACAAUUCACCAUUCCAACGUAGUGAAUUUGUUGAGUUGCAUUUCUAGUGAGACUACAAAACUUAUUGUUUAUGAGUAUUUGGGAAACCAUAGCUUGGAUAGUUGGCUCCAUGGAAAAAAGAGGCAAAGCAUAUCGGAUUCAGACCACGGUGUUGUCUUGGAUUGGCCUAAGCGGUUGAAAAUUGCCGUGGGAGCUGUCCGAGGGCAAUGCUACAUGCACCAUGAUUGCAAACCUUCAGUAAUUCACCGAGAUGUGAAAUCGAGCAAUAUUAUGUAG